AUGUCACGUCAGCAACCAGCGCCACCAGGCGGGUCUAGAAAGAUCUCCUUCAAUGUCUCUGAUCAAUAUGACAUUCAAGAUGUCGUGGGAGAGGGUGCCUACGGCGUUGUGUGUUCUGCGCUCCACAAACCUUCAGGCCAGAAGGUAGCAAUCAAGAAGAUCACUCCUUUCGACCACUCCAUGUUUUGCCUCCGUACAUUACGAGAGAUGAAGCUGCUACGCUAUUUCAACCACGAAAACAUCAUCUCUAUCCUUGAUAUUCAGAAGCCAAGGAACUACGAUACAUUUUCAGAAGUCUACCUAAUUCAGGAACUUAUGGAGACAGAUAUGCACCGUGUCAUUCGCACUCAAGACUUGUCCGAUGAUCAUUGCCAGUACUUUAUCUAUCAGACGCUACGUGCUUUGAAGGCCAUGCAUUCAGCGAACGUCCUCCACCGCGAUCUCAAGCCUUCCAAUCUUUUGCUCAAUGCCAACUGCGAUUUGAAGGUCUGUGACUUUGGACUUGCCAGAUCUGCAGCAUCUACCGAAGACAACUCAGGAUUCAUGACUGAAUACGUCGCAACGAGAUGGUACCGCGCGCCCGAGAUCAUGCUUACGUUCAAAGAAUACACGAAAGCCAUUGAUGUAUGGAGUGUGGGAUGCAUUUUGGCGGAGAUGUUGAAUGGCAAGCCUCUGUUCCCCGGAAAGGAUUACCACCACCAGUUGACACUCAUUCUCGACGUUCUCGGCACCCCAACCAUGGAGGACUACUAUGGGAUCAAGUCUCGGCGUGCGCGGGAAUACAUCCGCUCUCUGCCAUUCAAGAAGAAGAUCCCAAUGAAAGCGAUGUUCCCCAAGACCUCCGAUCUUGCCUUGGAUCUGUUAGAGAAGCUUCUCGCAUUCAAUCCUGUGAAGAGAAUCACCGUCGAAGAGGCGUUGCGGCACCCUUACUUGGAGCCAUAUCACGAUCCAGAAGAUGAGCCAACCGCAGAAGCCAUCCCCGAGGAGUUCUUCGACUUCGACAAGAACAAAGAUACGCUAACCAAGGAGGAAUUGAAACAGUUGAUCUUUGCAGAAAUCAUGAGAUAG
Messenger RNA from Letharia columbiana, 1068 nucleotides. RefSeq lists its product as uncharacterized. Gene Ontology annotation, biological process: intracellular signal transduction; protein phosphorylation. Gene Ontology annotation, molecular function: MAP kinase activity; ATP binding. NCBI's taxonomy places the organism in Eukaryota, Fungi, Ascomycota, Lecanoromycetes, Lecanorales, Parmeliaceae. The record is from RefSeq and is a predicted model, not a curated record. Bases 1 to 1068 code for a protein of 355 amino acids. Gene Ontology annotation, cellular component: cytoplasm; nucleus. The transcript is spliced from 5 exons.